Anneissia japonica is the source of this 2873-nucleotide messenger RNA. RefSeq names its product protein lingerer-like. Gene Ontology annotation, cellular component: nucleus; cytoplasm. Bases 177 to 2858 code for a protein of 893 amino acids. Gene Ontology annotation, molecular function: protein binding. Lineage: Eukaryota; Metazoa; Echinodermata; Crinoidea; Comatulida; Comatulidae. The record is from RefSeq and is a predicted model, not a curated record. The transcript has 17 exons.
UAUCGGCCAGUCGUCACGCAAGUUCCCUGAUGACGUCAUGCCCGGAAGUGCGCCCGCGCUAAUGGCUGUAGAUUGGUCACGUGAUAAUGCUUUUGUGAGUUUUGUGAGAAGCAGAAUCUUAUUUUGUAUAUACAUUGCUUUGUAUAUAAUACAGUACCUGUAUAGGACAGACAAAAAUGGGAGCCACACGUGCAAAUACAAGAGGGGGUGGGAAAGAAAAAAACACAUCUCAGAAAAGUACUACACAGACUACCACAAAGUCGGCGACAGUCUCUGAGACGCCUUCAAGUAAAAAGAUGCAGGCCACACCAGAUCAGCUACGUAUGGCUCAAAUGUUAUCAGCUGACACAGGAAGUGAUAAAAGUGUGGAGAUACAGGCCCAAGUUCAACAGGUGAUUGACGUCACUGGUAAAAGUGAAGAAGCUAUCUUAACAGCACUUCAUGAUUGUAAUUACAACACAGAACAGGCCAUCUUCGCCCUUCUAGACACUGCAGAUGAUCCAAAUGAAUGGCAGACAAUUAGUAGUAAGAAAAGUAAAUCACAGCAGAAUAUGCAGUCGUCAAACAAACAGAUUGACUCUACCACAGACCUUAAAGACAGCAGAUCCGACAAGAGGGAGCGAGGCGACAGGGGAGAUGAUUUCAAAGAGGGAAAGUCACAGCGAGACGGAAGGUCAAACAGGGGUCGGGGUCGAGUGCCUCCAAGAAUGGCAAGAGGGCGUGGCCGAGAAAAUGGAGCCAGUCGAGAAAGAGACAAUGACGACCAAAGUUUUGGCGGUGAUCGGGGUUUUAGCAAUGAUCGUGACCGUGGUUUUAGUAACGACCGGAGGUUUAAUGACAGGAAUGAAUCAGGCAGGGGACGUGGAAGGAGGUUUGAUCAUAUGAAUGGAGGUGGCUCAAGGCGAGGUGGUAGAGGAGGCUCGAGAUCUUUCACAAAUUCCAAGUUUGGAACGUUUGAGGGAGAUGCAUUUACAGGGGCAAAACCUGGUGACAAUGUUUGGACGAAUCCUCCAAAGACUUCAGAUAAUAGGAAUAGUAGGUGCAAUGCAAGUAAUUUCACAGCAUCAACUUGGGACAGUGUACCUAAAUCAAAGCCAUCAGCAACUCCACCAUGUAGUGAUGAUUGGGGAAUUGAUGAUUGGACUGGAGAUCUAAGCAAAUCACAGGUGUUUACACCAAGUACAACAGCACCUACAACAUUCAAGGAGGACACAUCGCCACCUGUAUACACUCCUAGCAUGGAUUCUGCCGUGGUAUCUAGUACAAUCUCAGCACCUGGUAGUCAACCAUCAAUGCCCCAAAGCAUUGAUAUUGCAACGUUACUAGGCAAGCCACCAGGAUCAAUGUCCUCACCAUCACCUGUAGUGGGCGAGUCCAUCCAACCACCACCUAGGCCUCAACCUGAUGUCUUUACACAGUUUGCAGAAAUGAAACCUCCAUCACAUACAAAUAAAACUAUUGACCAGGUUGUUGUUCCUGUUCAACAAGUACCUGUUCAGCAACAACGGCCUGCACCUGUUGCAAAUCAAGUAAAGCCGGCACGAAAGAAACUACCUCCUCCAUCCAAGAUUCCAGCAUCAGCAGUAGAGAUGCCUGGAUCGACUCGUGGCCUUGGAUCUCUGGAUGUACAGUUUGGUGUGAUGGACAUGGACCCUUCAUCAGGCUUCAGCAUUGGAAUUAACAUACCAUCUUCAUCUGCAGUGCCAUCAACUGCUCAACCCACAUCCUCCUUGCCAGUCAGUGGUUCGAUGCCACCGGGUAUAACCCAAAAACCAGGGGUAUUUAGUGUUGAAGACAGUUCUGUUUCUAGUAGCUAUGCGUACCCAUCUCAGAGGACAGAUACAUUCUCUGCAUCAAGUCUGCCCUCAAGUAAUACCGGGAAAGUGCACUUGCCCUUUGGUGGCUUCGAACAAGCGAGCAUGACAGAGAAGACCUCGCAGAACAAGAUAUCAACACCAGUUGCUAUUCCUCUGCCAAAUCAGAAUGAUCUGAAAGCGAAUACCUACAUGAGUGCACAAAGCCAAGGAUCCAUGGACACAUACUCCACAAGUCAACAAUCACAGAUGUCCAGAAGUACAACAUCUACACUUUCAUCAAGUGUACUAUCCUCAACUAGUGUUCUCCAUCAAUCAGCACCUGGAUAUCCGCAACCACAUGGUUCAAGAACGAGUCAAAGUUCAUAUGGCAAUACUGACCAAUCAUCUGGACCAACUGGUGGGCUACCAAACUCAAGGCCCUCGGGCAAAACUGAUUCAUACACAGGAUCUGUGUCAACAAUUACAGGACUCGGCAGUAAUGUAAUGCCAUCUAGUGCCCACGGAAAAGGAAUUAAUCCCGGAAGCCAUAACCAAGGAUUAUCCAAUACUGUUCCGUCGGGAAUGAAUGUCUCUGUUCCAAGUAGUCUGACAGGUUCCGGCUCCAAUGCUUUUGGUUCCUCGUCUCUGAGUUCUUCAAGUGCAAAUAGUAAAAGUGCCGCCAGUGUUGGCGGUGGCAAUGCCCUGAGUGGACUGACGAACUCUUCGCAAUCUACCAGCCAUUCUGGGCUUGGAUCCAGUUCAUUGAAUACAGGAUUAAGUGGGAGUAGCCAAAUGACCACGAGUAGUGUAUCAACGCAUACCAGUGUACAGACUUCACCGAUGUCAUCAAGUAAAAUUGGAUUAGAUUCCAGGUUGGACAACAGUAGUCAUCCAUCCAGAGGGACAUCUGGUCUGGUAUCACAAACAUCGUUAGCAUCAGCAUCAUCUUUAGGAGUUUCUCCAGUUACUGCCAGUACAACGUCCUCAUCGCUUGGUUACAUAAGCACAUCUGCUUCCUCAUUGUUGUCGUCAACGAGAACAACACAAGCAUCAACAAGUUAGUAAAUCACAAGAUUC